This is a messenger RNA of Microsporum canis CBS 113480, 1668 nucleotides long. Its product is annotated as iron transport multicopper oxidase FET3. Gene Ontology annotation, cellular component: plasma membrane. The transcript is spliced from 7 exons. The coding region runs from base 1 to 1668 and encodes 555 amino acids. The record is from RefSeq and is a predicted model, not a curated record. Gene Ontology annotation, molecular function: copper ion binding; oxidoreductase activity. Gene Ontology annotation, biological process: iron ion transport. Lineage: Eukaryota; Fungi; Ascomycota; Eurotiomycetes; Onygenales; Arthrodermataceae.
AUGGAGAGACCAGCCAGCAGGCGGCGACACGACUCGCAGCGGCGGCUUCAACGGCCAGACGACGAUGCUGCCACCCCUACCCAGCACGAGGAUGGGGAAGACUCCAGCCCUUCAACUGGCCAGCCAAGGAGGCGAGAAGAGCGGACGAAGAAGAAAAGGCCCCAGAUCGACAGUCGAUUACUACCGGCAGGCGUAUGGCCUUUCUUUGGCUUGAUCUGCUGCGUCUCGACUGUGCUCGCAUUCCUGAAGCUCGUCGAGCAGUGGCAGCAAGGAGUCGUUCCAAGCAUCGUGGGCGUCGGCAGCAUCCAGUUCAGCCCUUCGUCCCCCUCGACCUUGACUCCAUGGAGCUCUCUUCUGCAUCCAGAGGACCAUGUGUUUCGUCCCCCGGCUACCGUCAAGCUUGAGUGGACUGUUACGACUGGCCACCGCCGCCUGGACGGGGUCAGGAAGCGCGUCUAUCUCAUCAAUGACAUGUUUCCGGGGCCGACUAUCGAAGUGCGGUCAGGAGACAGGUUGAACAUCCAGGUCACCAACAGCCUCGCAGACGAGGGCGUCGUCCUUCACUGGCAUGGCUUGCAUAUGAGAGGCCUGCAGCGAGCCGAGGGCCUGUAUGGAGGACUCGUCGUGCAUAGACCAUCGGCGCCCAGCAUUCGAGCCGCGAGGAACCAAGCAUCACAGACUGAUGCCGUGAGAUAUCGGUACCAGAAGGAACACCUUCUCUUGAUCGGAGAUUGGUAUCAUCGCCCAGCAGAAGAGGUGUUGGCUUGGUUUCAUUCCCUGGAGUCAAACGGAGCAGAGCCCGUUCCGGAUUCCUUGUUGGUCAACGGGGCUGGAAGAUUUAACUGCUCGAUGGCGCUACCUACGCGGCCACUUGACUGUGCCGACAGCGGGUAUCCUACUCCAGAGCUUCUCCUCGAUGCUGGCCUAUCUCACCGAAUCAGGGUUGUAAACGUCGGGUCACUUGCUGGGGUAAGUCUCGGGUUUGAGCACGGCGUAGUGAAUCCCAUACAGGUUGACGGGGGAACAGAGGUCAGGCAGCCAUUUCAGACGCCAAAUUCCCGCUCUAUAGGCGUCGUAUAUCCCGGACAGAGAAUGGACUUUGUCCUGAGUAAUCCCGUCGGACAGGGCAAACAGUCUUCCAUGACGGUUGAACUUGACCCCGAAUGCUUCAGUCUCCCAAAUCCAGCUCUCACUAAUAUACAGACCUUCCCCAUCAUGGACGCCUCGAAGAAAUCCUGGUCCGAUCCACCUGCUAAACUGCUAGCUGACAAUCCAGUCAGAGAGCCUGGAAAGCAUGUUGACCUUGCAGGCCUAGCGUCCACGCCAUCCGCAGUAUCUCGUAUACCCGCACAUGCAGAUCAAACGUUCGUCGUCUACACACUCUUGUCCAAAUUGUCAGCGAAUAACUACGCCCCUUUUGGAUUCUUCAACCACACUUCCUGGCGCCCGCAGGCGGAUCCACCACUACCUCUGGUUGCCCUGGAGCCCGGGGACUGGGAUAAGAACCACACGGCCACGACUUUUACGUUUUGUCUGUAUAUGAAGCAGAGACAGGCUUUGGCUCAUAUAAUCCGUGGGAUCCAGAAAACAAGGCACCGCGAUAUGACCACUCGAAAGCCAUUCUUCGAGACACAGUGCAUAUCCCUGCACGAGGACAUGCAGUGCUAA